AUGAGUCGCUCAUUUGCGCAGAUGCGCAGCCCGGGCCCGAUCCGGCGCCAGUCGCGAGUUUUGUCGGCGCCGCGGCCGCAUAAAACCCCCUGGCUCAUCUUCACACCCCAAGCCCGUUCACCAGACCAGCACAGCCAAUUCCACACGGACACGCCCCGUCAUCCCAUCAGAGCACGCGCUGUGAGAAACACGCCCACUUCUUCGCUCCUCAGCCCCGCACAUCGCCAGCACAGCAGCACCAUGGGAAGCGUAUUCACGCCCCCCAAAGACGCCGCGGGGUUUCAGAUCCGCAAGGCCGCCGCGGCAGACAACGAGGCGCUCGCCGCCCUCGGCGCCGAGGUCUUCCGGGCCACGUUCGCGCACUCGUGCACAGAGGAGCAGCUGCAGGCGUUCCUGGACGAGGCGUACACGCCAGAGGCGAUCGCAAAGGACAUCGCGGACAGCUCCAAGGACGUGCUUGUCGCCACGGAGGAGGCCGGCCAGGACGAUGGCUCAUCAUCAUCAGCGGGCGGGAAGCUCCUCGGCUUCGCCUACCUGACCCGCGGCAGCCACGAGCCCUGCGUGGCGCACCUCGAGCGGCCCGUCGAGCUCCAGCGGCUGUACAUCGGGCUGAGCUCGCACGGCAAGGGCCUGGGCAAGGCGCUGUCGCUGGCCGCGGACGAGCUGGCGCGCCAGCAGGGCUUCAAGCAUAUCUGGCUCGGCGUGUGGGAGGAGAACCACAAGGCGCAGGCUUUCUACCGCAAGAUGGGGUACGAGCACAUUGGAGAGCAUGUGUUUGAUGUCGGAGGGGACCUGCAGACUGAUGAGAUUUGGUGGAAGAAGCUCUGA
Messenger RNA from Diaporthe amygdali, 828 nucleotides. Its product is annotated as protease synthase and sporulation negative regulatory protein PAI 1. Gene Ontology annotation, molecular function: acyltransferase activity, transferring groups other than amino-acyl groups. NCBI's taxonomy places the organism in Eukaryota, Fungi, Ascomycota, Sordariomycetes, Diaporthales, Diaporthaceae. The record is from RefSeq and is a predicted model, not a curated record. Bases 1 to 828 code for a protein of 275 amino acids. The transcript has a single exon.